AUGAAGCCCUCGCCGGAGCUGCGCGCGCCUCGCUGUGAGCCUCAGUCUCCAGCCUGCGGCGGCGGUGACACCCCCGCGCCACCUCUCGGCUCUCGCACCUCCCCGGCCCCCGGGGCCACCCCCGCCCCUUCCCCGAGCCAGGCGGUCCCCAGAGGCACAUUCCUGGCGACUCUCUCUCCGUUACCCGGCCGACCAGGCGCGCGGCCGCCCGGGGAAGCAGGGGAGGAAGGGAGCGGCCGACAGAGGCGCGGCCGCUCGCUUCGGGUCCCCGCGCCCCGACACAAAGCGCCCGGCCCGACCCGCGACACCUGUUUCGACCCGGCCCGCAGAGCUGGCGGCGCCUCCCGGCCGCGGUCCCGCUUGUCCCCCAAGCCAAGUUUACCCCUCCUUGGCCUUCCUCCGCUGCCCGGGGCGCGCCGCGGCCACGAAAUCAAAAGCUGGCGGCGGGGCCCGGGGGGCGGGGGGGGACCGGGGAGCAGCGCGCGGCCACUCACCCGGGCGCCCGGGAGCUCCCCGGGUCCCUCCGGAGCGCUGUCGGAGGCCGACCAUAGGCGCCAGCGUAGAAGACCAGCCGGGCGACCCCGCGGCCGCGACGGUCGCCGAGCCCCUCUGCGGAGGGAACAAUGUCCCGGGCGUCGGCUGGCCGGGAUCUCCCACUCCGGCUCCCGAGCAGCCUCCAGGCUCCUCGCCGCCUUCCGGGUGGAGGGCGGCCGGCAGGCGGCCAAUGGGGACCCCGUGGGCGGGCGGGCUGGCGGCGCGGCCCACCCACCUCCGAGCUGCACGGCCCGCCUGCCUGCGCCUCUGCGCGGCGCUCGCGGCUCCUCCCCGCUCCGCGCUCCGCCGCACAAGUCCAAGCACACCCGCGCUCCACCGCACACGCCCGCGCGCUCCACCGCGCACACCCGCACACGCCCGCGCUCCACGGCGCACACCCGCACUCGCUCGCGCUCCGUCGCGCACACCCGCACACACCCGCGCACACCCGCACUCCACCGAGCAAACCCGCACACGCCCGCUCACGCCCGCACUCGCCCGCGCUCCACCGCACACACCCGCGCAAAUCCGUACACGCCCGCGCUCCACCGCACACAUCCGCGCAUACCUGCGUUCCACCGCACAGGCCCGCGCUCCACCGCACACACCCGCACAAGCCCGCGCUCCACCGCACACGCCCGCGCUCCACCGCACACGCCCGCGCUCCACCGCGCACACCCGCGCAAAUCCGCACACGCCCGCGCUCGCCCGCGCUCCACCGCACACACCCGCACACGCCCGCGCUCCACCGCGCACACCCGCGCAAAUCCGCACACGUCCGCGCUCGCCCGCGCUCCACCGCACACACCCGCACUCGUUCGCGCUCCACCGCGCACGCCCACACACACCCGCGCACACCCGCACACGCCCACCCGCCCCACACCCACGCCGGCCGCCCCGCCUGGGAUGCGUCGCCAAGCCGACCCCUUCGGCCGACCCCUUCGGCCGACUUCUCCCGCGGAUGUGUGCGGGGCGCUCAGCGUUUGUCAGGCACGGGGCUCGGCCCGGGGCAAUCACCCAGAAAACAGAACAGGGUUCUAA
Molecule: messenger RNA, 1575 nt
Organism: Cynocephalus volans (Philippine flying lemur)
Lineage: Eukaryota; Metazoa; Chordata; Mammalia; Dermoptera; Cynocephalidae
Product: serine/arginine repetitive matrix protein 1-like
Exons: 2
Coding region: 1-1575 (524 amino acids)
Source: RefSeq, a predicted model, not a curated record